Candidula unifasciata is the source of this 480-nucleotide messenger RNA. The record is from the annotation of a GenBank genome assembly. Lineage: Eukaryota; Metazoa; Mollusca; Gastropoda; Stylommatophora; Geomitridae.
GUGCAGAUACUAAAAGGCAUCGACAAAGGCAAACAAGGAGUGGUCUGUUGGCUCAUCAAAGAGAGAAACUGGUGCUAUGUGGAGGGGCUCAAUUGUUUUUACAGAUGGUUGAAUAGAAGUGCCAACAACCCUGGCCUGCUCACUAAAGUUGAGAAGCCGCUCCUGGUGACUACGGAAGUGUCACUUCUGGACCCCAGUGACAUGCAACCCACAGGUGUGGAAUGGAGGUAUGAUGCAGAUGGCAACCGUGUCCGGGUAUCCUUGAGAAGUGGUCGGAUCAUUCCAAUGCCUAGAAAAGCUUUGGAUGAAGCUGAAGACUAUGUGGACAAGAAUGACUAUAUAGAACAAAUCUGGGAUACAAAAGAGAAAGAAUUAACCAAAGUGACCUUCCAGCCAGUUGCAUCAUCUUUUGAGCAGGACAUCAUGAACUCCAUGGGAAUCAAGGAAGACAGAAAGAGAGCUCCUAAAUUUUAUUACUGA